CCUCUUGAAACUUCUCUCUUCUACGAAAUUGGAAACCACUAGUUUCGCCGGCUUAGUUUCAAUGUUUUGAUGUUCCCUUAUUUCAAACAUCAGCUGAUUAUAGUUUUCUUAAAUAGAAAUCAUGAUACAUCUUUUAUGAUUCAUCAUCAUAAUUUAUGGCUAUAGAUAGCUUGCACUGUGAUCUGCAUGAAGAUACUCGUUGAGAAUCCGCUGGGUCAGGUCAGUGUCUAGGAUAGUGGUGAAUGACUUAGCCUACUGCUGAUAGAGCCAAUGAAAUGAAUAAUGUAUCGAGAUAAAGCAAUGAAUUAAGUGUGUCAGAGGAGGGUUUAUCUUUGAGCUGCAGUUUGAUGUAUACGAGCACCAGCUUAACAAAGCAAAUUAAAAAUAUAUGAAGCAUAUCUUUUAAAUAAAUCCCGAUACCUAGGGAUGGCUUCAUUAUAAAUUUCUCAACAUCGCGUUGGCAAUCAAAAUUGCUCCAAAUUUCACGCUUAUUGUGAUUGUCGAGUGCGAGGUCAGAUCCUGCUGCAGACUCCUUAUACACGCUAAUAUCAAUGCUCCCUUCCACUGGUGACCAGAGACACUAGAUUUAACUGGGAAAUCAAACGAGCUGCAGCCUGUUAAAUCAGUGCUCAUUUGUGCUACAUAAAAGCAUUCAAUAGCCUAUCUUAAUGGAUGAUAACAACUUCAAUCAACGAAGAAGAUAUCACAAUCCAGAUAUCGUCAUUAGAAAAACACAUUGCUAAAAGCACUUCUUGGUUGAUGCGCCUGGAAGCAUUAUUCGUGUUCGAUUUUGCUUUCGUAACAAGCCAAGAAUCUUUUGGAGCAUUUUGCAAGUCAAGGUCAAAAUGUCAACAAGAAUUGAACUUAUUCUGUUUGCAUUGAGCAUACUUUUCAGAGUGUCCAGAGCGGUUUAUGUUGCAAACCCGAUACCUCCCCUGGAACUGAAGAGGUGUGGAUACUUGACAUAUACAAUCCCAGCAAAUACUUUCAAAGAUGAGACUGAUGGUGACACACGUCACCUUACCCUGACCAUGAGGAAUUUAACAGGGGAAGUCCUCAAUGUUAACUGGUUGUCAUUCUCUCCUGAGAAUCAAACACUGACUGCCGUAUUAACCGACAGUCACUUUCGUGGAGCGAGGCAGUCCCAAAAGUUCUAUUUUCACCUUUAUGCAACAACAAGAAGGGGUGAAUCAGCUUUUGCUACAAUUGAGCUGAAUUCAAUGGAGCCUUCGCAGAACACGACUGUUGCAUUUCUUGUGAACUUUGCAUGGAUAGCCGAAAAUAAACCGCCCAUCCCAGUUAUUCUUCGUAUCUUUGCCGACAAAUUUACAGCCUAUGUGCAGGAAAGUGUAAACAAUAUACGUUUCACGCAUGUUGUCCAAGACAGCGUUGGAGUAAGCAUUGGGAUUUCGAACUGCACAACAGGUAAAGAGGCAUGCAAUAGUGAAAGUGUUCAGGCCAUCAAGAGUAAGCUUUACGACGAUAAGGGUACCCAACCCCAAUUUCGACAAGCUAUGGCGCCAGAAAUGUACAUCUCGUACAUUCAGCUAUCACUGUCUGCCGUAUGUCAGCCUCCCGAGCCACCAAGAGUUCUCAAGCCGUAUCCAGUUAUAACUCUAAAUCCGUGUUCCGUGAUCUUUCACAAAAUUCCCUACGAUGUAUUCUAUGAUGAAGUAGAUGGAUACAAUCUACAAUUAGUCAUUCAGACUAUCGAUGGGAAGGCAACAGAUAUAGCGAAGAGUUGGCUGGCCGUAAACGGUGGAGAAAAUGUUCUUUAUGGUGUUGUGACCGAUAAAGCAAUAAGGGAAGAGCCAGAAAGAGGGUACAACGUUACAAUCAGAGCCUACGACUCACAUUAUCUGUGGGCAGAAACUUCUAUGAUUGUCAAGAUAGCUAAGAGAUCUAUCCAACGGUACUAUCAGUACACACUGCACCUUUCUCUGAUUGGAAACGAGUAUCUUGCGCCCAUCAUAGAACUAAACACUAUCGUUCAUUCUAUGAAUCUGUUCCUUAAGGCAAACGCUUCAAACCUGAUGUCGUACAAUGUCAUUAACAGCAAAGACUUUACGUUGCGUUCCAGUAUAUGCACACUGCCAUUAAAAUGUGACAACUCCUCUUUCACCGCAUUCUGGAAGCAGUUGGUAACACCUGAAGGCGCGCCGAAGUCUGAAUUAAAAGCAAUGCUAUCCGCACGCUAUACUAUUCGGGCUGUUACAGCUUUUAUCGACCCGAUUUGUCUGCAAGAACUUGAUCCACCUGCACCUUCAAUAAAUCCGUGGUUUGUUCCGAUCACACAAUGUGGAGGGUUCCAAACAAAGGUUCCUGCCGAUAUGUUCUACGAUAAGCAAGAUGGAAACACGCGAAAUUUAAAGCUACAGUUAUUUACUAGCGACAACAAACACAUAUCGGAAAACAGUUGGGUACAAUUGAAUGUGUCUGCUCAGACGCUGUACGGCCUACCGACGCAAGAGGAUAUUGAUGCGUACAAAAGUGCAAGUCAGCAGUUUUACAAGUUAGUUGCUACCGACAGAAGCGGAAUGAACGCAUCUUUGCAGCUUCGGUUUGCCUUUCAAGAAGCACCACCAUCUACAUACACUUACAAAAUAGCAUACAUCCAAUCAGGAUUCCAAAACAACUUAGCAGAAUUAUACUUAUUCAAAUCCAAGCUGUUGAACUAUCUUGGGUAUGGUUUGCGCUCGAGUGUGGGCGUUAAGAAAAUCGUGAGGCAAGGCUCAACAAGUCGACGCAUUGAUUACAUAAACUGUUCCAGUUUGUUUGAUCCAUGCAACGUAAGUCAAGUUGAGCGAGUUAACUCGCGACUUUUCACUGGUUCAUUUGCGUCGAGUGAUUUUAAAAGGGCAAUGCAGCCAGAAUUCUCGAUACUAUUUCUUGGUGUGGAAAACACAAGUGACUGCCAUGCUAACACGCCACCAAGGGUACUUCAUCCUGUUCAAACAAUUAUGGUAUCCGUUUGUGGAAUCUUAAAAUACAUAUUGCCGGCACACGUGUUUUAUGAUAAAGAAGAUGGUUAUACUAAAGAUCUAGCACUGAGUAUUGCAGACAGCACCAACAAAACGUUGAGCAAAACCUCAUGGCUGCAACUGAAUCGUACUGCACUUGCAAUAACAUUUGCAGCAACAGUUUCACUCGCCGAAACCAAGGAAAGACAAAGAUUCAUACUUACUGCUACAGAUAGGCAUGGUCUGAGAGCAUCAACGCAUAUCUAUACAAGCAUCAAUGGCCCUCUUCAAGUGUUAAAAGACUGUCAGAUCAAGGUUAAAUUUCAAACUGAAGGAUCUCUCAGUGGGAUGGACGAUGUAUAUCUAACAGAACGAAUCGUAUUUUCGAUGCAGUCCUAUUUUCAGUUGAAGUCUGCAAGUGAGAUAGGCCUCGUUUCUGUUGUAAGGGAGAGUGCAUCCUUGAUAACAAUAGCGUGGAGCUACUGCUCGUCUACAUAUAUGCCUUACACAAAAUCUUAUCUGCAACAUCAGGUGGUGAAUAAUAAUGUAGACUUUAAAGGACUUUCAUUUAUCCUUUUAAAAGUGUUCGUGCCGGGCACUUUCCUUAUCCAUCCUGGUUUCAAAUCAGCAUUUCAGGGAUUAACUGUCCUUUCUGUUAUGAGGAUAUUCACAGGAAAAUGCUCCAGUUUUCCACCGAUAAUCGGCCUCAAUAGAAGUGGCUUGGUUUUCAACGUAACGGACUGCGGAAAUACCAAGAUUCCAGUUGGCAAGAACUGGUAUUACGACCUUGAAGAUGGCGAUGCUCACCAACUUACUUUAAAGUUUCUUAACAAAAACCAUAAAGAAAUAACGGAUCCUGAGAAUUGGAUAAAUCUCGACAAGAGUUCAAACAACAUCUUGCUAUCGAUCACGGAUAAAGAGCGGAAGCAGGGAAUCUCGAAAGAAACAUUUUACCUGGUAGCCACUGAUUCCUCUGGGCUAUCAACAACACAAACACUAACUAUAAACAUCAAGAAGGCGAUGCAACAAGAACCAAAGUUUGAAAUUCAUUUUUAUUUCAUAAACAACGGCUUUAAAAGCUAUCUGAAUGACUCUGUAUAUCUAUCCGAAAAAAUCGCCGAAGCUUUCUCUUUAAGCAGCGGCCAAGAUGUGCUUAUCAAGUCUUAUCGAGAAGACAAUGGUUAUGUGCACUCGUCCAUACUCACAUGGUCCUCUUGCUACCAAACCUCUUGCUCCUCAAGCACUCUCCAGCAGAUGAAGAAUUAUCUACAAUCAGGAACACUUUUCAAUAACUUAAAAAGUCGAUUCUUGCCCAGCUUUGAUCUUCAGAGAGCCUCAUUUUAUCAAAGCUGUAGUGGCACAACUACCCCUCCAACAUCACAGACCACUAAACUUACCUUCAAUGUAAAUAUGUGUGGUGUUUCUGUUCUAAAAUUGCCAUCUACGCUCUUCUCUGACUCAUCGGAGGGACUCAUAAGAAACUUGAAUGUCUAUCUGUUGGACGAGUCAAAGAAAUACGUCACAGCAUCUUCCUGGAUACAGCUUAAUGUUGCAACACUUCAGUUGUAUGCGAUACCAACUUUUGAGGCACAGCUUCACAACAAAGUUGCAAAGCUUCAUAUAUCAGGUGUAAAUAGUCAGAAUUUAAGUAGAACAGUGCCAGUUGAUGUUAGAGUUUCUGAGGAGCCAUACACAAACGACUGCCCCAUUACAAUCGUAUUUAAGCGAAAAUACGGGAAAAUCAAUUUUGUCGAUUUGGGUAUCCUUUAUCAUUUAAUGCGCGUCAUAAGCAACUUCUACAAUGAUAAUCAAGUCAAAAUUAAAGUACUUCAGUACAAAAAACUUACAUCUGAAACAUACUCUUUGAAAUACAGCAACUGUUCGUUUACAUUCUCGUCUAAAGAGGAGGCAAAGAAAGGUUACAGUGCGUCAUUCCGGAGUACAAUCAAUAACAUAUUCUCCAAGAUAGUUAACAGAGAUGGAUCAGUAAACAGUGCCUUCUCAAAGUUUAUGUCCACCUUCUUCGAAAUCAUUAGCAUCAAGAUAAGCUACGAAUGCAUCGAACACCCACCGUAUCCUACAAUUGGGGUUUUGCAUAGAACCUACGCUCAGACGUGCAGAGAGUUCAGGGAUUUCCAUACAAAAGCAAUGUUCAACGAUGCUAGAGAUGGAACAAAUCUCAAAUAUUCCCUAACGUAUUCCUCUGGUGAGCCAAUAUCUCCAAACGAAUGGAUAACAUUUGACGAGAAGCAAAUGCAGGUUUAUGGUAUGGUGACAGAGGAAGUAAAAAGGCGUGCUCCUUUUUUAGGAUAUGAGUAUCGCAUUGUUGCCACUGAUUCAUCUGGGAGGUCUGCAAACAUAACGUAUCUGAUUAAGAUUGCAUCGGCUUUACCUCAUCUGCCAAUCAAGCUUGAUAUGGCAUAUGAAUCAAAUUUUAAUGAAACUACUCCUACUGCUACCGUUCUGACUAGCAUGUCCAGGAAGAUCGCAGGGUAUCUUUAUGGGACAACGAGAGGAGAUGACGUCAUGAUUACAUCGCAUACGGCAGGCAAAAGCAUUACUUUUGGCUUGUGCAGCCUUGGAUGCAGUCAACUGCACUAUGUCAAGGUGGCAACAAAACUGCAAGCAAUUAUUUAUAGUUCAGAACCAGCAACCCAGUUCAUAUCUGCUGCGUCUGGGACAUUUGUUCCAAAGAACAUUUACAUGGAUGGUGUUUCAUGCCUGCCAUCUUCCAGCGUGACAAUCGUAACAACGCGCGUCGUCGUACUUAACUGGCAGAAUGUCUGCGGUUUUGUUGACUACAAAAUACCAGACGAUACGUUCAAUGAUAACGCUGGGCGGACAACGAAGGACUUCUUUCUCUCGAUGUACUAUCAAGGUGACACUCUAUCAUCUUCAUCUGCCUAUCACUUUGAUGCUGGCUAUCACUCAUUCUACGGACUGGUGGUGGCAUCAACAACCAUAGGCAAACGCAUUUAUGAUUUACAUGCAAAGCAUCCCGAGUCUGGACAUACAGCCUUUACAUCAUUCACGCUAAACAUUCAGGAUUUUGACAAGUUUCGAACGUCAUCAAAAAGCCUCUGUGUAGUUACUGCUACUUUUACGACGCACUUCAAUCCUGUGUACAGUGAUUUCUACAUCAUUAAAAAAUUCAUGAGCAAACUGGCAGGAUAUUUGAAAUCAACUGUGCAAGAAAUCCAGAUCAUCUCGUACAGUCGUGAACAGCAAUAUCCGGUUAAAAUGUCCGUUUCCUUUGCAAACUGCCAGUGGUAUUCAUGGAUCAGCGCUGCCUCUAAUUCAGAAAUGCUGCAGCGAUAUACCAACUCGAGAAGUGAAACACUACAAAAAUGUUUUGAAAGCAUCAACCAACAAACUGCUUUCAGGGCUUCCUUCUUGCAAGCAAUGAUGCCUGAUUUUCAACUAAUUAAAGUGUCAUCAAACGAAUGGUGCAAAAGAUCUCCAAAUAAACCACCAACUGUUAACAUGACAGUAAUAAGGAUAAUUGUUCGACCAUGUACGACGUUUUUAAAGCAAAUUCCUGAAAAUGCCUUCGUCGAUGAAGAUGGGAAUACAAAAAGCCUCUCCUUGAAACUGUAUCAUGAGGAUGGCACUUUUCUCACAGCAUCUGAUUGGGUAUCCUUCAACACUGUCACACAAGCUGUUUAUGGGACACCUGGCAGACAAGCACAGUCCUCCAACAAUGGUGUUUAUCAAUACACACUCCAAGCCACUGACAAGUAUGGCCUAAGUGCGAACAGUACAGUUUCGAUUCAAAUAUCCGGUUCUGCCCCGGGAAAUGAAAAUCCUAAGAUACUUAUAGAAAACUACAAGGUGACGCUAGGCAAGUGUGGCAUCUACCGCCGAGCCUUGCCGGUGAAUUUUGCAACUGACAAGGAGGAUGGAACGAUGCAGAAUUUACGUGUUGAGUUAAAGAUGAUGGAUGGUAGCAGUUUGCCACGCAAUUCUUGGGUACAGUUUGAUAGAAAAACCUUUGAAAUAUAUUCAUUAGCCGAAAGUGGAUCAAGCAAAAGCGCAUACUACAAUGUGAUUGUAAGUGAUAGUUGUGGCGGAACUGCAACAACGCAGAUCCAGAUUUCAACCGAAUCGACGCAAGGGUCGUACUACAGCCAUCUUUUCGAAUUCCAAAGCUUGUUGGGAAGCAACGCUACAUACUUGGACAUCCAAAUUAAAUUCUUGGAGCUACUUUCGAAGUAUUUCGGUCAGCAUUCAGAACAAUACAGGAGAACAGUAUUUGUCAAGAAAAGUAGCUCUGAAGUUUAUGAAUUCGGGUUUUCUAACUGCUCAACUGGUGAACUUGUAUGUCAAAUCACUGACAGACAAUACAAUACGAAGCAAACGAUCUUUAAGGGAUCGGUUGGCAAUACGAACAGCUUUGCAACAUUCAUCUCAAGCUCAUUUCGCAUCACAUCAUAUCAGAACAGCAGCAAAUAUAAAAUAGACUUGCCACCUAACAACAGCUCGUCAGCCAUGACUGACAUUGUGGUUGAGUCGUGUGGAGGCUAUUCACGUGAUAUUUCCCGCAAUUACUUCGAAGAUAGAGAAUCUCCAGGAAAUGUUCGUUAUGCAAUGACGUUGACAAAUGGAGCAGCUGUGCCAUUAGAUAACCCGUUCCAGAUUCAAGGCAAUUUCCUUCAAAUCAUUCCAAUGGGAUCAACGAGCAACGGACAGUAUCAAGUUAGAAUCACUGCAUUUGAUCGAUGCAAUCAAACGUCCUACAGGGAUUUCAAAAUUACAAUUAGCAUCCCAAAUAGUGUACCAGGCUAUCAGAUUCAAUUCGAGGCAACUGUGAAUACAAAUUUGCCGGCUGUGUAUUACAUUUCACAAUUCAAAGGAAGCCUGUACAGUCAGAUAGCAAACCAAAAUUACCGUAUCGCCAUUUCAAGCUAUUCAAAGGUUGGGAGUAGCUUGAAAAUCAAAUGGUCGAGUUGUAAUGAAAUUCAUUACAGAUGCAAUAAAACAGAUAUCACUUACCUUCAUUUAAAGCUGUUCACAUCAACAAAUAUCACAGAUCAAAACUUGGUUUCAAGGCUACAAACCAAUUUCAGCAAUCCACGAUUGACAGAAUAUUAUAAGAAUUGUAACUUUUCUUCUCCUGAGCCACCCGUCAGUCGCCAGCCAGUUGAGAUUUCUGUCGACUUAUGCAGGAGAUUCGAAUUCAGGAUUCCAGUUGAUACUUUUUACGAUCCAGAGGACGGAAGCACGAGGAACUUGCACCUCUCAAUGCUAACUACAAAUAAUUUACGUAUACCUGAAGAUCACUGGCUACAGUUUAAUAGAACAAUGCAACAGGUCUAUGGCUACCCCCGGUAUCCUUCUAAAUCAGCGUUUCAAAGUACAUAUCAGUAUAUCCUUGUUGCGAAGGACAUUCAAGGAAAUCAAGCCUCAAGCCCAGUUACUGCUUCAAUAAGAGGCAGCACUGAAAUCACAUACAAACUCACAAUGAAUGGACGUUUAGCUGCGAACUACCAUAAGUCGAACAUUGAUAUUGAAAUCAUGCUUAUCCAAAGAAUUGCUCAAUUUUUCAGUGACUCUGCCAUCAACGACAUCUCAUUUAUACGAGCAGGAAACACUUUCACUUUCUCUUGGAGUUUCUGUAGAAUGGAAACAGCCACUUGCAACUGCUUCUACAUAAAACAUGUAGAAAAUCGUUUGGCCAAUAUCCAGGAGUUUAGACAAACUAUAGGUCAAGAAUUCACAGUCGAGAAAGUUGUGUAUAUGAGAUAUGGUGUAUGUAACAAGACGAGCACACCGCAAAUUUUAAUAAAAAGAGGGAACAUUAAUUUACAGGGUGGUCAGUUUUUCAGCAGCUACAUCCACAAUAACCAAUACUAUGACCUUGAAGAUGGGUAUACAAAGAAUCUAACAAUAUUCAUCACAGACAGUCAAAAUAGAGUUGUAACAUCCAGCCAUUGGAUUCGAGUUGAGCAACAAUAUAUUUGCGGCCUAGUCCUUCUGUCCCAACUUCAAGAUUCCAAGUGGACAAAUUCAAACAAGAGGUAUGAUAUUGUUGUUCGUGAUGCCUGCGGAAAGACAGUAAGAGAUUCAUUCUCCGUAGUAAUGAGUUCUCAUCAGGAAUAUCUCAGUUAUACAAUACGAAUGUAUUUUGCAAAUUCAUAUCAGUCCAUAAAAGCCAAUUGUACGAAAAUUCAACGAUUUGUAGCGCUUGUUUCCAGCUACCUCAAUAUCAAUACUUCUGAUGUUUUCAUUCAGAACAUGUAUGUUCAUAACACGACUGCAAAUUAUACAUCUUCUCUCAACAAUUACACUGUUAUCGUUUGGGGAACGAGAAACCUCACAAUUAAGAACUGCCAAAAUGAGACUGUCCAAUCAUUUCGUGAAAGUUUCAUCUACCAAAAUGGCAGCAUAAACAAAGCAUUUUACCAGUAUAUGAAGAGCGAUUUCGAUGUAGUAAAAGUCGAUGAAGAUUAUUCCUCUUGCUCAAAUGGCACGUUUGUUCCUCUUAUUGUACCUCCAAAGUCUUCUGAUUUUGAUUUCCCUUUCUGGAUUCUCAUCCUGCUUUUGAUCCUUGCAAUUCUGAUACUGCUCUGCUGGUGUUGUUGGAUAUGCAUACCUCGGUGCUGUGCAGGGUGCUGCGUUGGCUGUGUAGAGAAACACUGUGUUUGCUGCAGAACUUUAUGUGGAAAAUGCUGCAUUCCUGGUGGGAAGUACGCAUCACUUGACGAAGAAGUGUUGGUACCCGAUGAUGUUGAGCAAGGUGUUCUUAGCAAUGCCAGGACUGUCCCUGAAGCUACUGAAGAUAAGUUUGGAAUGGAAGCUGCACCUGAUGACGGAGACAGUGGUGUAAUGGCUAACUCAGGAUCAGAACCAGACUCUCUUCCAUCAAAAAUCGAAGAAGAUGAGGCAAAAAUGGAGCAGGAAGCAAUGCCGAUUUAUUACACCGCACCAGACUACUUCACUACGCAAGGAGCAUCCACCAACAGCAUAGAUGACAGUUUUGAUGAGGAGGCACAAGCACAAGGAAGUGCCCCUCUUCCAGCUGAUGAAGAGCCAGUAAGCAGUGGAUUGGCUCCAAUGACAAAUGACAUUGAUGACAAUCUUGACGAGGAGGCACCAGCACAAGGAAGUGCCCCUCUCCCAGCUGAUGAAGAGCCAGUAAGCAGCGGAGUGGCGCCAAUGCCUUUUGAAGAGCCUCGGGAAGAGCCAACAACUAUGCCAUCAGAAGACGAGUCGAGUAUAUCAUCAACAAGGAAUUUGAUCAGUGAAGAAAUUAUGUCUGCAAGUGACUUGCCGAGCACACAACAAAGCUCGCUAUCAGAGGAAUCUUAUAGUAGAUUUUCUGAAUCAGGAAACGAGGCAACUUUUGCUAGAGAGAAUGGCCUGUCUUUACCUACAGUACCAAAUGUAUAUUCAGAACCCAAUGCAGAGGCACGAGAGGUUAGAAGAUCCUCAGUUAUGACAAGCCAUUCAGAAAACUCUGCAGAGAGAAGAUUUUCUGAGGGUGCAAGGGAGGCAGCAGAAGGUCGACGAGUGAGCGUCACACGGCCUGUGCGCCUGGUUUUACCAAGACAAUCAGUCACAUCCGUGGGCGACAUUGGAUUGCAUGAAAUCAAUAAUAAUAAUAAUUUCAUGUCGAGUGAAAUUAGGCGUGGUAGUCAAGUGAUGCUUUUAGACAACGAUGAAAUGGAUGAAAACAGCUAUCAAGGAAGAAGAGAGAGUCGCGUCAUAAUAAGAAACUCUCGAAGUAAUGGAAAUAUGAGACGUGCAUCUGCUGUGCAAAUCGUUUCUAGUGAUGGUUCAUUGGUUGACGAGGCGCCCAUUCGACUGAAAAUGACAGAAGAUGGGACCAUUCGGGAUCUACCACCCUGGCAAAGAGCUGCGCAAGAGACGCAAACAAUCCGAAGAGUGUCGCGUGUCUCCAAUGGGCAUUCAAGUACUGCACACAGAGACGUCAUGGAUGACACCGAUAUUGUUAUCGGUCGCAGGGCAAGUGUUGCUAAUCACGACAGAGGACAAGCAUAUCGUGACAUUCAGUCUGAUGUUCCUACUCAAAGAAGGAUCAGUAGAGUAUCAGUGUCAUCGAAAAGAGCUUCUACGGCCUUCCACCCAGACGCACACAAUUACAGCGAUUACAGUCUGAAUGGCGACAAUGGGGGCUCACGUAGGGUCUCUAUUUCCAACAGGAGAGCGUCAGCCGCACUACAGCAGAGUCCGCAACGGAGGGUUUCAAGAACAGCGCGUCGAAAGUCGCUGCAACAACCCUUCACAUCAAUUUUCGCAGACAGCAAUACAAACAACCAUGAAUAUGGUGACGUCACACCUUCAAGACGAAGCUCCACUCACUUUCUUGGCUAUGAAUCGGACUCGACAGAUUCAGGUUACGCAGUAACGCGGCAAAGUAAACGGUAUCGCAGACCUAGCCGCGACAUAUCUCGGAGUCAAGAUUACCUUGAUCAAAGAGGUGACCAGAGAAAGAACAGCAUUCAAGUAAGGCGAAAGAGCGUCACCAGAGUCUCAAACGGUGGAACGCAGAAUAGACGAACUUCAAGAGGACAGGCCAUGUCACGUGAUGUUGAGAUGUGGUCACGUGAUCACCAAGGGAAUAUGAACGUUGGUUACGAAAGUGACUCUUACGUAUAAAAGUUAGCGUUCGUGAAUCACAGUGGCUUUUGUAUGCCACUUAAUAUUUCCGCAUUCUUCGUUUCGAGUAAAACAUGUGCUGCUUGGAAGCAAAAAACCAUUCAAAGCUUGUAUAUAGUAAUGCUUAUGUAAAUAGUUAUUUGGAUGCAAUAUGUUCUCAAGAUGACAAUGCAUUGCAGUGUAAUAAUUACAUUAGCUUGUGUAGUAUUGUAAAUAAUAUUAGUUUGCAAAUUUUGGAAGUUGCUGAGCAGCUUAACUUUUGGUUCUUGGUAAGAGCCUAUGUCACAAAGGCUCUGAAAUAAUUUCAUUUUUCUAUUAAUCAUAAGACACAAGCAAAACGAUACAGACUGAAAUAGAUGCUUUAAUUUUCCAUAAUUGUGUCUUAAAUAUCCGUUUAUAAAAAAUAUUGAUUGAAAUUUUUAUCAGCUAAUGGUUGGUUUGUAGAUAUUCGACAGAAUAUCGCAGGAGUAACUUUACAGUACAACAGUUGUAGAAUUCACGUUUUUAUUACGUUUACUUAUUAUGUACAUUUUUAUUACAUUUAUUACAUAUCGCUUUUAUAAAUGCAUAUAAAUAAUAACAGAAUAUUGUCA
Rhopilema esculentum is the source of this 12172-nucleotide messenger RNA. RefSeq lists its product as uncharacterized. Lineage: Eukaryota; Metazoa; Cnidaria; Scyphozoa; Rhizostomeae; Rhizostomatidae. Gene Ontology annotation, molecular function: calcium ion binding; laminin binding. Gene Ontology annotation, biological process: axon guidance; nerve development; muscle attachment. Gene Ontology annotation, cellular component: sarcolemma; dystroglycan complex. The record is from RefSeq and is a predicted model, not a curated record.